Molecule: messenger RNA, 835 nt
Organism: Tribolium castaneum (red flour beetle)
Lineage: Eukaryota; Metazoa; Arthropoda; Insecta; Coleoptera; Tenebrionidae
Gene: sqh
Product: spaghetti squash
Exons: 2
Coding region: 163-687 (174 amino acids)
Biological process (GO): locomotion; post-embryonic development
Cellular component (GO): cytoplasm; myosin II complex
Molecular function (GO): myosin heavy chain binding; calcium ion binding
Source: RefSeq, a predicted model, not a curated record
AUGCUCCACGUCGAUUGGCCGAAAUUCUAGGUGUGGUGUGGUGGGGGGCCACUAGUAGGGAUUUUGUGAUUCACUAAAAAAUUCUUCGACACUUCUGUCACAACGACCGAAUUUCGAACUUUUACCCUUAUUCCUUGACUCUUUUACGUAUUCCGACCCGAAAUGUCGUCCCGGAAAACCGUAAACCGCCGUGGCACCACGAAAAAACGAGCCCAAAGGGCCACUUCCAACGUCUUUGCCAUGUUCGACCAGGCCCAGAUCGCCGAAUUCAAGGAGGCCUUCAACAUGAUUGACCAGAACCAUGACGGGUUUGUGGACAAGGAGGACCUGCACGACAUGCUGGCCUCCUUGGGCAAGAACCCCACCGACGACUACCUCGAUGGUAUGAUGAACGAGGCCCCGGGACCCAUCAACUUCACCAUGUUCCUGACGCUGUUCGGGGAGAGGCUGCAAGGGACGGACCCCGAGGACGUGAUCAAGAACGCGUUUGGGUGCUUCGAUGAGGACAACAUGGGGGUUAUCAACGAGGAGCGGCUGAGGGAGUUGCUGACUACGAUGGGAGACAGGUUCACCGACGACGAGGUGGAUGAGAUGUACAGGGAGGCCCCCAUCAAGAACGGGUUGUUCGAUUAUGUGGAGUUCACUCGUAUUUUGAAACAUGGGGCCAAGGAUAAGGAUGAGCAAUAGUAAUGACCAUUUCCAUUUUAUCAUUAUUAUCAUUAGGAAAAAAUUAAGACUAACAUAGUGAGGGUUAUUCAAGGCAUUUAUAAUUUUUUUUAUUUAAUUGCAUUUUGUUUAUAUUGAGACACAGAAGGUCUAUAAAAUAUUACCACCA